GAAAAGAUAAAGGGGCAUGUGAAAGCCUUGUUGAGCAGACACUCCUGAUUGAUCAGACCUCAGCGGACAGACAGACAGAGCUGCACAGUGUGAAUAGAAGAAGAAGGAAAAACAAACGCCAAGAUGUGUUGCUCCGGCUUUCUCAAAGUCAUGAUGUUUAUCUUCAAUGGCGGCAUCUUUUUGGCAGGUGCAUGCAUCCUGGGUGUGGGAGUGUGGGUGAAGGUGGACAGUAGUUCUCUGCUGGGUUUGCUGGAUAACGGGGAGGGCACUCCGUCUGGGUUAUCCCAGCUGGUCAACGUCGCCUACCUGCUCAUCGCAGUAGGCGCCGUGCUGCUGGUCAUUGGCUUCCUGGGCUGCUGCGGAGCUGUCAAGGAGAGCAGGUGUAUGCUGCUGACGUUCUUCAGCAUUGUGCUGAUUAUCUUCCUCAUCGAGGUAGUGGGAGCUGUGGUGCUGCUCGUCUUCAAGGAUUUGGCCAAGCAGGUUCUUGAUCAUCUGGAGGAUGACGUUAAAGAAAGCAUUAAAGAGGAGUAUGGAAGCAAUGACCGUUUCACCUCUCUCUGGAAUGCCACCAUGAAGGAGUUUAAGUGCUGCGGAUACAAGAACUACACAGAUUUCGACGGCUCCACUUUUAACAAUGUCAGCGGAGGAGAUCGCUAUCCAGUCACAUGUUGCAAUAAAACCAUCGACGUGUGCACUACAGACAACGCACAUUUUUCGAUGAUUGAUGGCUGCUUUACAAUGCUGCUGCAGCUGAUAGAGGACAACGCUGUGAUCAUUGCAGGGCUGGCUCUAGGAAUCGCUGCUCUAGAGGUUGCUGCGAUGGUGGUUUCGAUGGUCCUCUACCAGAAUAUUGGCAACAAGGCGUGAUAUUUCCUGUUGGGAUGAGAUAACGACAUUCUAAUCGGUGGAGAAAUCGUACUUUUAGGCCUUAGCAGUUCUUCUAUGGAUGAAGUUUUUUUCUAUUUGAUUCAAACCAGACUGAUGAUCAGACAGACAAACUUGUAAUGCUCUACAUGCAUUAUGUAGAGCAUUAAAAUGGAGAGGUAGUCAAUGCAUCUAAUACGUUCUUAGUUUCAGAACUAUAUCUGUCCACAUUUUAUACCUUGAUUUAUUUAAGUUUUAAGAAGCAGACAUUGUAUGUGCUGAUACAUAUUAGUAAUAUGUAAUGAUGCACAGGGCAGAAAUGAUAUGCACAAGUUGUUUAUUUCCCUCACACUCACUGCUAACUGUAAUAUAAUGAAUUUAUUUUUGUAUGUUUGAUCAUAUUGAAAUAAUAAAUAUCACAAUAUCACCU
Molecule: messenger RNA, 1294 nt
Organism: Anarrhichthys ocellatus (wolf-eel)
Lineage: Eukaryota; Metazoa; Chordata; Actinopteri; Perciformes; Anarhichadidae
Gene: tspan34a
Product: tetraspanin 34a
Exons: 8
Coding region: 124-867 (247 amino acids)
Cellular component (GO): plasma membrane
Source: RefSeq, a predicted model, not a curated record